UUACCGUUGGAAGCUUCCCAGUGGAAGUGCGUGGGCGGACAAAACAUAUAAACUUAAAACUUUCUGAAAGAAUGAAAAUAAAUUAAAACAAGUGACAGUAAAAAACAGGCAGAAAUUAUGCCCAACAUUGUGGCAUUGAAACUGGGUGGGGCCAGUAAUCCUGCACGGGUUGGGGAUGGUAGUGGGUCGCUGGUGGCCUUGGAUCAAUUGGCGCUGGACCAACAAAUCAAUGCAAAUUUCAUUUUCCAUGCCAUUUCCAACUACAAGAAGGCACCGUUCCAGCGUAAAACGUUGGACUUUAUUACCAAAAAGUGGCUGCAGUUGCAGUUGGUGUGGCGAGAGUUCAGGCUGAGGUAUAAGCAAAUACGACGCGGUCAGAAGGACUCAAACUACCAAGAGCUUGGCUACUUUCAGCAGGAUUUCUUCGAGUUGGUCCACGAGAAAUAUGUGUCGGCCAGGGGCUGUCUGAGUCGCCGUGCUGUUUGCUCAACCAACGAAAUGAGGGGUGGGAAAUUGGUGGGAGGAACUGAGGCAGAGCCCCAGUAAAAGAAAAAGCCAAGCAGAAAAAUAAGCAGAGCUGGAGAGAGAUAUGUGAGUGUUUCCCUGUCCGGUCUGACGACAAUGGUGGACAAUGUCAACAGCUCAGUUUCGUUUUGCUUCGUUUCGACUUUCACUACAAUGAUGAUAUCCGUGAACAAGUGAGUGCAUAUGCAGCAUGUGUCAAAAGGCGAUUCACAAUUCGGGGAAAAGUCGAGUUGCUCCUCCCGAACAGAAAGGCCUUCUUUUAUCCAAAAAUCAAAUUG
Drosophila guanche is the source of this 803-nucleotide messenger RNA. RefSeq lists its product as uncharacterized. The record is from RefSeq and is a predicted model, not a curated record. NCBI's taxonomy places the organism in Eukaryota, Metazoa, Arthropoda, Insecta, Diptera, Drosophilidae.